Aspergillus campestris IBT 28561 is the source of this 1779-nucleotide messenger RNA. Its product is annotated as TCP11 family protein. Lineage: Eukaryota; Fungi; Ascomycota; Eurotiomycetes; Eurotiales; Aspergillaceae. The record is from RefSeq and is a predicted model, not a curated record. The coding region runs from base 1 to 1779 and encodes 592 amino acids. The transcript is spliced from 2 exons. Gene Ontology annotation, molecular function: protein binding.
AUGGACCUCCAAAAGACAAAGGAGGCCCAGCGGGACACGCCGCGGAAGCAACAGGAGGAACGAGGCAGCGAAUGUCCGUUGGAAACGUACGGGGGAUCAGGUCACUCGAAGGAUUCGCCCAAGAACGACUCGCUGGACCACCGCGACGCCAACCGUGCCCCGGCUCCACAGCGCCGACCGAGUCGGUUCGCCCUAGCCAACGAUGCCGCACCGUCCCUAUCCCCAGCCGCCUCGUCCCAAGUUAUCGACAUCCCCGCGGCGCUCAACCUCGCGCACAAGGAGCACAAGCUGCUCCUCACCGCCAAGCGAUUGCCCCCCGUGACCAAGGGCACCCUGAGUGAACUCGAUCUGCCCUGCAUCAUGAGUAAUAUCAACCUCCGCAUGGACGCCAACUUCGAUCGCGACCUCCACUUCAAACCGGACCUCGACGGGGAAAAGGGUCGCCGGAAGCGGAGGGAGGCAGCCGAAUACUGGGAAGCCAUGGCCACGGAGAUCACCAUCUACGCCUGCCACGCGUCCCAGGGGAUGGCCGGCGAUGCUGCCUCGCAGGAAGAUCUUCAAUCCUCCUUUGAGCCGCGACUCCCCGCCAUGUUCGAGACCCUGCAGGACGUGCUGAAAACGCUGGUGCCCGAACGAGAUCACCCCAGUGUGAUGCAGAACCUGGACGUGGCCCUGCUGAUGCAGCAGAUCCAAAAGGGCGUCCUGGACAUGGUAGGCGUGGCCCAGUGGCUGGCGGCGUUGCUCAAGACCCAUUGCGCGCCGAUGCGCGACGAGUGGGCCGAUCGGAUGGUGGAGCACAUCAGCGUGGGGUCGCAAUCCCAGGACUCUAUGGAGAUCGUCCGGGGCCUUCAGACGCUGUUUGCGAUACUGGAGGCCAUGAAACUGGACGUCGCCAACCACCAGAUCCGCGCAUUCCGGGUGCUCCUCAUCGAAGACACCAUCCUCUUUCUGCAGGAGUACUUCCGCGGGAAAAUCGAGCGAGACAACUUCCGCGUGGAGGCCUCGCGCCUGUGGUAUGAGGAUCUGCAAGACCGGGAUCUCCAGCGGCGACACCACCCCGCCCCGGCGGACGGCUUCCGGCCCAUCUCCCUCCUGUUCCACGGCCUGUCGGACCUCCUGCUGCAAUUCCACAGCCCCGAAGGAUUUCCCGAGACGUUCGUCUUCGACUCCGACCGCCUGUGGCAGCUGCGAGCCUGCCUACAGAACCUCAUCAGCCUAGACAUCUGCUGGCUCAUCUUCGAGAUCUUUACCCAGCAAACCCCGCAGAAGCGCUCCCUCCCAGCGGCGACCGCCACGUACGCCUCGUUCCGGUCGCGCAUCGGCACGCUCAUGGAAGAAAGCGACGACAACCCGCGCGGCUCAGUGCCGUGGGUGAAGAACGUGCGCAGCAUCGCGCUGGAGAUCGCGCGGUUCGUCUACGCCGCCCGCGGCGGCAGCAGCAGCGGCGGCAUGGCAUCAGACGGCAUGAUCGGGCUGAUCGAGCGCGCGCUGGAGUGGCACUUAUCCAACGAGACAGAGCUGUUCCAGUACUUCCAGCGAGCCCUACGCGACAAGCUGCUCGGAUCGACGUUCGCGUCGGCGCGCAAGUACCUGAACAUGUCGCCGCUGGCCAUCUGCGAGUCGCAGCGGAAUUACCCGUCCACGCCCAUGCCGCACCAGCACUACGAUAUCGACCGGAUCUCCAUGCGGCUGGCGCAUUUAGGUGUGCUGCACUGGCGGGUGUGGGCGCCUAUUCUCUACGUACGGGAGAGCGUCGUUGAAGAUGUGACUAUGUCUUAG